AUGCUUACUACUCGCGGCGUUACCCGCCUCUCACAUCUCAGAAGUUGUUGCCUGCCAUUCGCAGACUCUCAAGCCAUGCUGAUAGUAAUACCCACCUCUCGGAAGUCGUUGCCCACCGUUUGCAGACUAUGGGGAGUUGGUGGUAUUAGGGCUGCAAAGUCCACUCGCGCCCUCUCAUUCUUCCUCAGUCGUUCGCUGCUUGUUCCAGUGUGCUACUACCACCACUCGCGCCCUACUACCACCACUCAUCCUGCAGACCCGUACCCAUGGACCCGUACCCGUACCCGUACCUGGCCACACAGGUAUGGUGUGGCACAGGUAUGGGUACGGGUACAGGCUGGAAUACCCAUGGGUUACCCGUGCUAUUCUCUACCGGGAUCUGCACGGGUACGGGUAACCCGCGCGGGUCACAGGUACGGGUACUACUGGGGUAUGGGUACGGGUUGGGAUUCUAAGACCCGCGCUCUUACCCGUACCCCAGCUAUACCCGUGCCUUCCAUAAACGCCAUACUUCCUGCGUGCACGCUACAACCGGCACCACCACCAAGCACUCAGACUUCCUGCCGGCAACACAUCAGCUCUUGUUUUUUGCGUCGAAACUCAAAGGUCCCGCGCUCGUUUGGUAUCAGGACUUACCGCAUCCCAGACGACACGACUGGCCCACCCUGCAAGCUGCCGGCCAGAUGCAGAACUCGCACCCGCCACCACAUCGCUACCAACACCUUCGCAUUCAGCGGUACUUGCCGUAUCCCCCACGCCACGUUCGACAACACCCACUAUGUCGCUGUGCAGCACGCUGACGGAUGCCACCAGCAAGCACCAUCCAGCACCUACACCACGCCAGUGAAUGCUGGCGUGGCUCGAAUGCACACGGAAGACACCAGGACGAAGAGAGAAGGAAAAGAGGAGGAACGAGAGGAGGAAGGAAUGAUCUUGUCAGAUGCGACGCCCGACACGUCACACUCUCGCGCCACCACACCACCAUCUCCCAUUUCGACACGCUCACCUUCGACUUCGAUCGUAUGCGACACACCACCUGCCACGACAUCAGCAUCUAUUUCGACGCUGAUACCUAUGGUACCCGCGGGUAAACCCUGCAUGGGUGCGGGUACGGGUCUGAGCUUGUUGUACCCGCCGAAAACCCAUACCCGUCAGAGUGGGUACGGGUUUUUGCCGGGUGCGGAAUCUAUGAUGUCUUCCUGCCGAUUCCGUCAUUGGUGCUUCUCCAUCAUUGGUGCUUGGUACCUCUCCACUGUCCGCGGCACCAGGAACCAACAAUAUGAACAUUGCCAUAAAAACGCGCAAAAGCCCCACCACGAGUCCACGAUUGGGUGCUGGAAUCGAAUGGGGGUCGAAAUUGGUGCACUGGGUGGUGUUGGUGGUGUCGGCGAUGACAAUGGCAAGACUAGUGGCGAGAACGCUAAGAUGGGACAUGUGUGGGGGUUCAUGUCGCUCUGGGGGUGGAGUAACAGCUAG
Molecule: messenger RNA, 1476 nt
Organism: Suillus plorans
Lineage: Eukaryota; Fungi; Basidiomycota; Agaricomycetes; Boletales; Suillaceae
Exons: 12
Coding region: 1-1476 (491 amino acids)
Source: RefSeq, a predicted model, not a curated record